AUGAAAAUAUUUUUUUUAGGACCUCUAAAACCUGAAUUAACAAUAAAAUCAUUAGGAACUAUAGUUAUUUUUCUACUAAAUGGUUGUUCAAUACGUGGUGAAGAGCUUUAUGAAACAAUUCUUCAAUAUCGAACUCAUUUAUUUAUACAAAUAUUUUCAUUUCUUGUUUGUCCUAUUCUAUUUACAAUAUUAUCGACAAUCUAUCGUUUUCUAACAUAUCAGUAUCAACUUUCUAUUGGAAUAAAAGCAUUAGGAACUCUCCCAUCACCAGUAUCGACUGCUGCUUUUGUUGUUCGCGCUAUUGGUGGAAAUGAAGCAAUUGCAAUGUUAAAUUCAACAAUUGGUAGUCUAUUAGGAACACUAGUCACACCAAUACUUCUCUACAUCAUGCUUGGUGGAUCAUUCUCCGGUGAAACAAAAUCUUUUUUACAUGUACUUAUAUCACUUUCAAGUACCAUCUUGAUACCACUUGGCAUUGGACAAUUAGCACGUAUUUAUUUUCCACUUUUUAUUAAUCGAAUGAAUCCAUAUUCCAAUACAAUUAAUAAUUGGAUAUUACUUUUGAAUAUUUAUACAACGUUUUGUCAGACAUUUAAACAACGUGGGUCAAUGAAUAUAACACUGAUUAACUUUUUUAUUCUUGUUAUUACAAUUUUUAGUAUACAAAUGUUUUUAAUUUUUCUACUUUUUUCUACUUGUCGACAAAUGCAUGUUCGUCCAAGUGAUACAAUUGCUAUUAUAUUUUGUGGUAGUCAAAAAUCAUUAACUACUGGAAUGCCUAUUUUACAAAUGAUUUUUCCUGAGAAUACUUCAAUAACAAUUCCUUUGUUAAUUUAUCAUCCAAUGCAAAUUAUCAUAGGAAAUUAUUUAACACCAAAAUUUCAACGUUGGUUAAAAGAUGCAAAAUAUGAAUGGCAUCAUCGAAUAAGUGGAAGAGUUUAA
Molecule: messenger RNA, 942 nt
Organism: Adineta steineri
Lineage: Eukaryota; Metazoa; Rotifera; Eurotatoria; Adinetida; Adinetidae
Source: the annotation of a GenBank genome assembly